AUGAACUCGCUGGGCGACCGGUUCCGCUGCGUUGUCGUUCUCCUCCGAGGCCAGGCGGGCGACGACGACGGCACCACCUCUGUAUACCGCGUCGCUACCAUCGUGCCGGCGAUGGGCGUCGCCCCGCUUGAAGAGGAAGUAGCGGCAAGCAUCAUUGCCUUUGCUGAGGCGCACGAAAUGAAAAUCGUCGAUUGGGGAAGUGAUGCCACGGCUCUUCUCACGGCAGCGCGUAGGGCGCCGCUGGCACAUAUCUCGCUGCUGCGCGCUGACGCUGCCACGUUUGCAGGCACACGGCAGCAACUGUUGGCGCAGCGGGACCCCACGCUUCUCCUGCUGGAGCUUGCCUGCGACAGGGCGGUGCCGUCUGCCACAGAGGUCUUAUCGCGUGACGAGUGGAGCUGGAUUCGGCCGCCGCCAAGUUGCUUUGCCGAACUCACGGAGAGUGAGCGAAGGACGGCCAUUUACAUUCCGGUGGCGAUGCGCUGCUCUGCUCCUCUCGUUCGUGCGACAGCCUCGCAGCUGCCUCUCUCGCUCUGGAGAGGCACCGCCGUCACGCUGAAGGGGGUGCUGCGGGAGGUGGGCUACAAGGUCGGUUGCCUGCCGAAGUAUGGGUCGUGA
Molecule: messenger RNA, 618 nt
Organism: Trypanosoma rangeli
Lineage: Eukaryota; Euglenozoa; Kinetoplastea; Trypanosomatida; Trypanosomatidae
Exons: 1
Coding region: 1-618 (205 amino acids)
Source: RefSeq, a predicted model, not a curated record